AGCUCUGAGUCCAGAUGUGCUCGAUAGCUGCAAGAGGAAAGUAUCAUGGGGUUUCUGCUGCCACUCCUGCUUGCUCUGGUAGCGUCAGUCCUAGGAGGGCUCUAUCUCCUGGGAUCAUUCCGUCGAAGGCAGCCUGGAGAACCCCCCUUAGAUAAGGGACCUAUCCCUUGGCUUGGCCAUGUCUUGGAGUUUCGCAGGGACACUGCAAAGUUCCUGGAGAGAAUGAAAGCAAAACAUGGUGAUAUUUUCACAGUGCAGCUGGGUGGGUUUUACUUCACAUUCCUCAUGGAUCCCCUCUCCUUUGGGAAUAUUGUAAAAGAGGCCCGCACAAAGCUGGAUUUCAACAAGUUCGCAAAGCAGCUGGUACAGAAGGUUUUUGGGUACUAUUCCAUGGAAAAGGAUCACAAGUUUCUGCAGUUGACAAGCAACAAGCACCUGAUGGGGGACGGUCUGGUGGUUAUGACCCAAGCCAUGAUGAAUAACCUGCAGAAUCUGAUGUUGCACGAAGUGGGCAAAUCUGAGGACCAAAAGACCUGGAUUGAGGCUGGACUUUUCAUGUACAGUUACAACAUCGUAUUUAGGGCCGGCUACCUUGCCCUGUUCGGUAAUGAGACACCCAAAGCCUCAGGGAGCUUAAUGAAGGCCAAAGAAGCUGACAGAAGACAAUCUGAAGAGCUCUUUCAGGAGUUUCGCAAGUAUGACCAACUGUUCCCCAAGUUGGCCUAUGGGGUGUUGCCGCCCAGUGAGAAGAGGGAGGCAGAGCGCCUGAAGAGGCUGUUCUGGAACAUGCUGUCAGUGCAGAAAGUGAAAACCAAGGACAAUAUAAGUGGAUGGGUGAGUGAUCAGCAGCAGGUGAGGGAAGAAAACGGGAUGCAGGAGUUCAUGCAGGACAGGUACAUGUUCUUGUUGCUGUGGGCGUCUCAGGGAAACACUGGGCCAUCCGCCUUCUGGCUGCUCCUCUACCUCAUGAAGCACCCCAAAGCCAUGAAGGCCGUCCAGGCAGAAGUAGAGGAGGUACUGAAGGAGUCCGGGCAGGAGGUGAAGCAAGGCGGCCCACUCAUCGACUUAACCAGAGACAUGCUAAUGAAGACUCCCAUCAUGGACAGCGCUGUGGAGGAGACGCUCCGUCUAACUGCCGCCCCCGUCCUCACGAGGGCCGUGCUCCAGGAUUUGACCCUUACGAUGGCAGACGGACAGAAGUUUCAUAUCAGGGAGGGCGAUAGGGUAUCCCUCUUCCCGUACACUGCUGUUCAAAUGGAUCCAGAAGUCCACCUCGACCCACACACAUUUAAGUACGACCGCUUUCUCACACCAGAAGGGAGUAGAAAGACAGAUUUCUACAAGGGCGGAAGGAAGCUGAAGUUUUACAACAUGCCAUGGGGAGCUGGGGUCAGCAUAUGUCCAGGUCGCUUCUUUGCCACAAAUGAGUUAAAACAAUUUGUUUUUCUCAUGCUCAUCUACUUUGAAUUUGAGCUUAAGAAUCCAGAUGAAGAAAUGCCUACGAUUGAUACCAAACGCUGGGGCUUUGGGUCCAUGCAACCAACCAAAGAUAUUCAAUUUAACUACAGGCUCAGGUUCUAGAACGUGCUUGCCAAAGCUUUUAAUGAAACUUUUAAAUAUUGUAGGUUUUAAUAUCAAUGCUAACCGUGUGUUAACCUAUGAGAAUGCAUAUUAUUAACAUGAAUGCUUCUACUUUUUCUAACCUAUAUGAUAUUUACAUUAGACAUUUAGUCAUUUAGCAGACGCUCUUAUCCAGAGCGACUUACACUAAAUACAGGGACAUUCCCCGAGGUAGGGUGAAGUGCCUUGCCCAGGGACACGCCAUUUAGCAUGGCCAGGAAACCGGCAACCUUCUGAUUGGUAGCCCGUUUCCCUAACCGUUUCCCUAACCGCUCACCUAUCUGACCCCCCAGCCUAUACUAAAUUUAGAACAUAAUAGAAUAUCUUUAUUUGUCAUUGAACAAGUACAACGAAAUUGAGGUAGCAGCUCUCAGACUCAGUGCAGUUGAAAAGUAUAAAAACAAAAACAAGACAAAAUAUAGACUGAACUAUACAGAUUUACCCUGUAAAUACUCAGCUUAAGUAAAAACAAGUAAAAACACAAGACAUAUUACACAACAGAGAGACAAAUACAGGUCAGUUUUGUGCAUUGUUAAGUGUUAUGAUAGCUCUGCGAUAGAAGCUGUUUCUCAGCCUGUCUGUUUUUGCUCUGAUGGUCCUAAAGCGCCUCCCUGAGGGCAACAUUUCAAAUAAGUGGUGACCAAGGUGUGUUGAGUCUCUGAGGAUGCUGUGGGCUUUCCCGAGGCAGCGUGUUUUACAGAUGUCCUUGUUAGUUUUGUUUUUUUGUUUUUUUUGUUAGUACUAAUUUUCUAGUAAUGUAUUUUGUUAAUACAUUUUCUUAUAUACAGUGGAAGAUAUUUUAACAUGUUGUUUAUUCUUAUAGAAGGCACUUUUAUACAAAGCGACACAUACAUAGUACGCACACAUAGUACAUAUACAGCAGUAAGUGCAGCAACAAAAUCUACGCUGUAUCCCUGGGUUUUUCAGUGUUAACUGAAAAACGAUUGCACUAAUGAGACUUUCUGGGAUAUGUAUGUUUUUGUUGUGCUCUCAUCUACCCUACAAUUUUAUUAUUGUAAUAAAUGAGCUCCAAAUUUUAAUAAACAUGCUU
Messenger RNA from Hypomesus transpacificus, 2671 nucleotides. Its product is annotated as 5-beta-cholestane-3-alpha,7-alpha-diol 12-alpha-hydroxylase-like. Bases 46 to 1581 code for a protein of 511 amino acids. NCBI's taxonomy places the organism in Eukaryota, Metazoa, Chordata, Actinopteri, Osmeriformes, Osmeridae. The transcript has a single exon. The record is from RefSeq and is a predicted model, not a curated record. Gene Ontology annotation, molecular function: heme binding; sterol 12-alpha-hydroxylase activity; iron ion binding.